AUGGCUCCAGGAGGUAAAUCCGCAGGCGGCAAAGCGAUGAAAAAGUCCGGCAAGGCCCAAAAGAACAUCGCCAAGUCCGAGAAAAAACGCAAGCCCAAGAGGAAAGAAUCGUACGCCAUCUACAUCUACAAAGUGUUGAAGCAAGUACAUCCCGACACCGGUGUUUCGUCAAAGGCGAUGAGCAUCAUGAACAGUUUCGUCAACGAUCUCUUCGAACGCAUCGCUUCCGAAUCCAGUCGUUUAGCUCAUUACAACAAGCGUUCGACCAUCACCAGUCGGGAAAUCCAAACCGCCGUCCGACUAUUAUUGCCCGGCGAGUUGGCCAAACACGCCGUCAGUGAAGGAACCAAAGCCGUCACCAAAUACACGAGCUCCAAAUAA
Molecule: messenger RNA, 381 nt
Organism: Macrosiphum euphorbiae (potato aphid)
Lineage: Eukaryota; Metazoa; Arthropoda; Insecta; Hemiptera; Aphididae
Source: the annotation of a GenBank genome assembly